This is a messenger RNA of Lindgomyces ingoldianus, 943 nucleotides long. RefSeq lists its product as uncharacterized. Lineage: Eukaryota; Fungi; Ascomycota; Dothideomycetes; Pleosporales; Lindgomycetaceae. The coding region runs from base 24 to 563 and encodes 179 amino acids. The transcript has 3 exons. The record is from RefSeq and is a predicted model, not a curated record. Gene Ontology annotation, cellular component: nucleus.
CACACUCCCAAGGAAAAGUCCCGAUGGUUAGCAAUCGCUUCAGCAAAGUGCAAAAGCACAUCACGAAAAAGAAGGGGAAGAAUGCGUCUCUGCAUGAGAAUAGCCGAGAUACGCGCCGGCUUCAGAGCGCGGCUGGGAGAGACGACAAGCUAAAUCGGCUUGCUGCUGUGCGCGAACAGCAGAAUCGGCCAUACUUGAUGAGGAUCAAAUUCUUUCAAUCUGCUGCUGCCAAGCACGACACAAGCUUCACCAUAUCCGAAAUCCAGACCCUAAUUAACGCCUAUCUACACCGAGACGACGAAGAAUUGGCCGCUUUGAAGGCACAGCGUCGAGUCGGUAGGCCUCCAAGUACGCGCGAGACUCUCUUGAAACAGAGCCAGAACAGCGAACAAGGCGAAUAUGCAUCCGGGUUCUGGUUGCCGGAUUUCGAAGAUAGCGAAAACCUCAAGGCCCUAGCCAACUGGAACGGACAAUGGUCAAGCCUGAGUACAUUGAAGUUCGUCCGGCUCGCAGCAGACGGGGCCAGGCGGGAGUCGAGCUUUCCCCCAAAAGGAUUGUCAUGAGAAAGUGGUUUCCGAAACGUGCCUAGCCCCAAUGAUUGCUGGUUGGGAAAGCCCUCUCCGUUGGAUAUAUAGAGUUGCACAACUCCCCUGACUGUCCUUGCUAUGCUUUGUACUCUUCUCAUUAUGAAGCUUCCAAAACCAAAAUGGGCGAACUUAGCGCAACAAAGGAGCUCCUUCUGGCAAAUGCCCCCUUCCUUUACGGUGGUGAUUAAAUCUACCCAUACUGACCAUUCUCAACCCAAGGAUGGCCAUCUCAAGGCCUCCCUGGUUUCGUAAUUCACGAACGAAUUCAGGAAGUCCUACUUCGGCAAAAUAUUGCACACCCACCUCAGGAUGGGAUCCACUUAUUCCCUCACUUUGGAAAACCCACCCGGGAAUUU